This is a messenger RNA of Spodoptera littoralis (African cotton leafworm), 921 nucleotides long. The record is from the annotation of a GenBank genome assembly. NCBI's taxonomy places the organism in Eukaryota, Metazoa, Arthropoda, Insecta, Lepidoptera, Noctuidae.
AUGCCUAAAGUUAAAGCAGAAAAGAAGAGCCGUGUUCAUAAUGAAAUUGCUAAGCAAGGCAUCCAAUUCAAUAAGGAUUUUGGUCAGCAUAUAUUGAAAAAUCCGUUAAUUAUAACUUCAAUGUUGGAUAAGGCUGGUUUAACACCCACUGAUGUUGCUCUUGAGAUUGGUCCUGGUACUGGUAACAUGACUGUAAAGUUACUCGACAGAGUUAAAAAAGUUGUUGCUUGUGAAAUUGAUACGAGAUUGGUUGCUGAACUUCAAAAAAGAGUUCAAGGAACUCCUUAUCAAGCCAAACUUCAAAUUAUUGUGGGAGAUGUUCUUAAAACAGAAUUGCCAUUCUUUAAUAUCUGCGUGGCUAAUGUGCCAUAUCAAAUCAGUUCACCAUUAGUCUUCAAAUUAUUACAGCAUAGACCAUUCUUUAGGUGUGCUGUUCUCAUGUUUCAACAAGAAUUUGCACAGAGACUCGUUGCAAAACCUGGUGAUAAGUUAUAUUGCAGGCUCUCAAUAAACACACAAUUGUUGGCACGAGUUGACAUGUUGAUGAAGGUUGGCAAAAACAACUUCAGACCACCACCGAAAGUAGAGUCAAGUGUUGUGAGAAUAGAGCCAAGAAAUCCACCUCCACCUAUAAAUUUUAUUGAAUGGGAUGGCUUAACUAGGAUAGCAUUUGUAAGGAAAAAUAAAACAUUAGCAGCUGUUUUCAAACAUGGCACAACUAUGGCAGUAUUAGAGAAAAAUUAUAGGGUGCAUUGCUCUCUACAUAAUAAGGAUAUACCUGAAAAUUUUGACAUAAAGGAAAAGGUUCAAGAAAUAUUAACCAAAUCUGAAACAGAUCAAAUGAGAGCCAGAAUGAUGGACAUAGAUGACUUCAUGAAGGUGUUACAUGCUUUCAAUUCUGAAGGCAUACACUUUGCAUAG